This is a messenger RNA of Pygocentrus nattereri (red-bellied piranha), 1373 nucleotides long. It is a transcript of the gene cops5, whose product is annotated as COP9 signalosome subunit 5. NCBI's taxonomy places the organism in Eukaryota, Metazoa, Chordata, Actinopteri, Characiformes, Serrasalmidae. The transcript is spliced from 8 exons. Gene Ontology annotation, cellular component: cytoplasm; COP9 signalosome. The record is from RefSeq and is a predicted model, not a curated record. Gene Ontology annotation, biological process: protein deneddylation. Gene Ontology annotation, molecular function: protein binding; metallopeptidase activity; deNEDDylase activity. The coding region runs from base 212 to 1216 and encodes 334 amino acids.
GCAACGGCCAUUUGCCACAGAAGACACAGCAACAACAUCAGCUAGCGUCUUGCUAGCUAAACCCUCGGCUUGUGUAUGUUUCGAAAGUCAGCGUUAUUUCGUGAUCGUUAUCUAGGUUAUCUAAGCCACUUUUCUGCCAGCGUCGUAGCCCAUCUGUUGUUUUUGUGAACUGAGCAGGGCCCGAGUCUGUUUAUCGUGGUUGGUUGAAGCUAUGGCCGGGAGUAGCAUAGCUCAGAAGACCUGGGAGCUCUCCAACAGCAUUCAAGAAGUUCAGAGUAUUGAUGAAAUCUACAAAUACGACAAAAAGCAACAACAAGAAAUCCUAGCUGCCAAACCAUGGACAAAAGACCACCAUUACUUUAAAUACUGCAAGAUUUCAGCCUUGGCUCUGCUGAAGAUGGUGAUGCACGCCCGGUCUGGGGGGAACCUAGAGGUGAUGGGGCUGAUGCUGGGGAAGGUGGAUGGAGAGACCAUGAUGAUCAUGGACAGCUUUGCUUUACCCGUGGAGGGCACUGAGACUCGAGUCAAUGCUCAGGCUGCAGCCUACGAGUACAUGGCAGCCUACAUAGAGAAUGCCAAACAGGUGGGCCGGUUAGAGAACGCCAUCGGAUGGUACCAUAGUCACCCCGGUUAUGGCUGCUGGCUCUCAGGUAUUGAUGUCAGCACUCAGAUGCUCAACCAACAGUUCCAGGAACCGUUUGUGGCAGUCGUGAUUGAUCCUACGCGAACCAUAUCUGCAGGAAAAGUGAAUCUUGGUGCUUUCAGGACGUAUCCCAAGGGAUACAAACCGCCAGAUGAGGGUCCAUCAGAGUACCAGACAAUACCCCUCAAUAAAAUUGAAGACUUUGGAGUGCACUGCAAACAGUACUACGCACUAGAGGUAACUUAUUUCAAGUCUUCUCUGGACCGCAAAUUACUUGAGCUUCUCUGGAAUAAAUACUGGGUUAACACACUGAGCUCAUCAAGUCUUCUGACAAAUGCGGAUUAUACCACGGGGCAGGUGUUUGACCUGUCGGAGAAGCUGGAGCAGGCAGAGGCUCAGCUGGGCAGAGGCAGCUUCAUGCUAGGCUUGGACACGCACGAUAGAAAGUCUGAGGACAAACUGGCCAAAGCUACACGAGACAGCUGCAAAACAACUAUUGAAGCCAUUCAUGGCUUGAUGUCCCAAGUCAUUAAGGAUAAACUCUUCAAUCAAGUCAACACCUCGGCCAACUAGAUAAAAAAAAUAAAAAAGAAGAAGAGAGGUAGCCCUAAAAAUGUGUGAUGUUAUGUAUGCUCAGCAUUGGAUUUCUGAUUUCAAACAGUAUGCACCCUGAUGUUCAUGUCACCUGUUAAUAGAUAAAUAAAUCUUAUAGAGCUUUUUGAGAUCAUCA